UUGAGUUACCACUGCAAGUGGGACUUUGCUUAUGUGCAUAAAAAACGGACCAAUGGGGUUGUCGUGUCUACCUGAGCAAAUGCUGGGCAACCCUCUAGAUAGAUACAGUCAGCCUGCCUUAAGUUGGAGCAGAGAGUCACAUUUGCGGCACGAGUGUAGGCUACAUUAGAUAUUUCAUCAUGGCUUGUGGUGGUUUUGUUUGCUCAAAAACGUCUCUCUGUAUCUUGAACCUUAUUUAUGUGAUGGUCAGUCUUCUAAUGAUCGGUGUUGCAGCAUGGGGCAAAUGGUUCGGACUGGUGUCUAGUUUCAGUGUGAUGGCUGCUGUCAUCGCAGUUGGAUUGUUUCUCUUCGUCGUGGCCAUUGUGGGACUGUGUGGGGCUGUGAAGCAUCAUCAAGUCCUCUUGUUCUUUUACAUGCUCAUUCUCUUUCUGGUAUUCAUUGUGCAGUUUUCAGUGUCAUGUGCCUGCUUAGCUAUUAGUAAACAACAGCAGAGCCUUCUCCUGGAGAUAGGAUGGAAUAAAUCUGAAUCAAUGCAGAAGGAUUUGGAAAUAUCAUUGAAUUGCUGUGACUUCCUUCAUGUUAACUACAGUGAACCAUGUGAUGCUGCCUGUUUCAAAGAUAAAACAUGUGAACCAUGUUCAGAUAUAAUCCAGACCUAUGCUGACGACGCUCUGCAUUUUGUUGGAGGAAUCAGCCUGUUUUUCAGUUUUACAGAGAUUCUGGGUGUCUGGCUAGCAUAUAGAUACAGGAACCUGAAAGAUUAUCGGCAAAAUCCUGGUGCUUUCAUAUAGAGCACUGUGAUCAGACACACAUAUUCAAGACUCUGAAUGUCUGUUCUUGAAUGAACUUUUUGUCUUUUAUGACUUUUUUCAUUUAUGCUGUGAUAUUCUUCUUGAUAACAAACCCAAUUACUUUAUUUUGGGGAUAUAAUAACGAAUUAAAUGUUCCGUUAACUUUUAAAAUAUUUAUUUGUCGAACAGCCAUUAUGAUUUUCCAUCUUCACAAAUAGUUAUUAUCACUGAUCAUGCAAGUAGGUUAACUGGGCUUGAACUUUGUUCCCAAUUGAACAACUUUUACAAAGAUAAAGAGUUGGACUGGAAUGAAAAAUUAAAGACAUGACAAUGCAUCUUUAAUUUCAGAUUAUGAAUCAAACUAGGAAACUUUAUGAGGACAAACAUUUCCUGCUUUAUAGAUCAAACAAUAAUGUCAUUGCAUUAAGCUCAUUUGCUCUUUAGACACUCAGUUUGCACAGUAAAACUCAAACUACAUCCAAUUGAUUUCCACAUAAUUCUGAUCAGGAUAUGACCAGGAACUUCUACAUCAUCUGUUUGUAUUCCACAUAUUAGUAAAUGGUGUGUCACUCCCAGAGGUUGUCCAGCCGGUUUAGCACAGAUGUAUUCAUUGAGAUGUGCUAGUGCUGCCCUCUGCUGGCUGCAGGGAUAAAAUGCCAUACAAAUUCACAUUUACAGCCAUUUGGAUCACAAUAAACUACCUGCCUGUGAAUAUUUAACAUUUGAUUAAAUUCUUUGUAUUUUUAUUUAACUGAAAGAUUAUGAUUUUUGUAUUUUAUUUGUGUGUCUAAAGAGAUUUUGUCUAAUACUAUGCACUACAAUAUACCUUCUUAAUUCAAUUUUAACAUGUUCUUGAGGUCAUUUUUAAGCAUGUAAAAUACAUAGAAUGUAUGCACCAACUUCUUGUUUUAAAUGUAUGGUUUAUAAUCUACUACACAUUUGUUGCAUAAAUAAAGAUAUCUUAACCGUG
Molecule: messenger RNA, 1761 nt
Organism: Ctenopharyngodon idella (grass carp)
Lineage: Eukaryota; Metazoa; Chordata; Actinopteri; Cypriniformes; Xenocyprididae
Gene: tspan13a
Product: tetraspanin 13a
Exons: 6
Coding region: 180-791 (203 amino acids)
Cellular component (GO): membrane
Source: RefSeq, a predicted model, not a curated record